AAUGGUCCAUUUCCGUUUGUCUCUAAUCUUUAUUUUUUUUCUUUCGUGCGUGUCCUUUCAUUUCGGCUAAUCGCUGUUUGGACAAUAUUUACACCUGCUGAAUAUUUGUACAUUUUCGACAAAUAAAAAGACAAAAUGGACGAUUUCGACAUGCUCAACUCGCCGGCUGCUGGGAACGGUGUCGGCUCAGACGAGGACCCCGCUGCGGCGUUUUUGGCCCAACAGGAGAGCGAAAUUGCGGGGAUUGAAAAUGACGAAGGCUUCAGCAUCCUGGACAGCGGAGAAGUCCCUUCGUCGCUGACAGAUUCCAACGAUGGUGCUGUCAAUGGAGAGUUCCAUGGGGAAAGCAAUGGCCCAUCUGAUGCCUAUGCAGCAAUUUCCAACGCGGACCGCCUGCAAGCAGAACCUGAAAGCCUUCGCAAAUGGAGGGAGGAGCAAAGAGAGAGACUGGAGAUGCUUGAUGAUAACUCUCGCAAGCAGGAGUCUGAGUGGAAGAACAAGGCCAAGGUAGAGCUGGAAGAUUGGCAUGCCAGGCAAAACGAACAACUGGAGAAAACCAAAGCCAAUAACAGGGUGCUGGAUGAAGACUUCUACAAGCAGCCCUUCUCUGAACUCAUUGGUUAUGUCACACACAUUAACCAUCCUUGCUACCGCCUAGACCAGGCGGCCGAAGAGGCCAUGAUUUCCGACAUGGACGAGAACAAUCCCGGUACGGAAUGGGAGAGAGUGGCACGCCUUUGCGACUUCAACCCCAAAUCCAGCAAGCAGGCCAAAGACGUGUCCCGCAUGCGUUCUGUUCUGAUCUCCCUCAAGCAGUCGCCGCUCGUCCGCUAGGCUGCGCUCCAUAUCAUCCGGUUUUACCAUCAAUGCAAAUGCCAUCGACAGCUGCUGAUCCACAUCUGUAUUCUGAAAGGGGGGGAGAUGGCAUAAUUUCUUUCUGACCAUACCAGUUUACCACACAGAGGCAGAGUAUUCUUCUCCUGACAAGCUUGUAGUCAUCAGCCUUGGAACAGCAAAUCACACCAUCAAAGCAUCUGUUAUUAAUAAGCCCUUGAGAACAAUCAAAUGCAAGUCCUUGUUUAUUUCCACUUAGCCAGCAAAUGUUCACAUUCCCUUUAUACCAUGCUGUAAUCCUCGGGCACAUAUACAAUUAGAUUAUUUUCAUUUCUGAUUACAUGACAUUGUAGUCAUCCACACAUUGCAUUUCCUCUGAAUAUUUGUUUAAGGACCAAAUUUAAGAAAUUCAUACAAAUCCAGCGUUUGUUUUUCUUAAGUGUCUGCGUGUGGCCUAUUGUUUUCAAUCUAUGCAUCUUCUUAUGAAAAGCACCUCGCCUGUCAGGAAUUGUCCGGUAUAUAACAUUACGUUACAAUUGAAAAUGUGCUCGGUGUGUGUGUGUGUGUACUGUGUUCUAUGUAAAUUUACAGAAGGCAAUAUAUAUACAAAAUAUAAAACAUCUAUGUUAUAGAAUCAGUUGUGGUUUAAAUAAGAAAAAAAAAAAAAAAACUAGAUAUUAGUCAACUGUUGUUUAGCCACGCAUGUUCAUUGCCCACUUGUUUCAAUAUAAGUAAACAGUGAAUCAAAA
Messenger RNA from Corythoichthys intestinalis (scribbled pipefish), 1583 nucleotides. RefSeq names its product clathrin, light chain A (gene clta). Gene Ontology annotation, molecular function: structural molecule activity; clathrin heavy chain binding. The record is from RefSeq and is a predicted model, not a curated record. Gene Ontology annotation, biological process: intracellular protein transport; clathrin-dependent endocytosis. The transcript has 7 exons. The coding region runs from base 136 to 834 and encodes 232 amino acids. Lineage: Eukaryota; Metazoa; Chordata; Actinopteri; Syngnathiformes; Syngnathidae. Gene Ontology annotation, cellular component: synaptic vesicle membrane; plasma membrane; clathrin coat of trans-Golgi network vesicle.